Molecule: messenger RNA, 1698 nt
Organism: Suncus etruscus (white-toothed pygmy shrew)
Lineage: Eukaryota; Metazoa; Chordata; Mammalia; Eulipotyphla; Soricidae
Gene: FBXO8
Product: F-box protein 8
Exons: 6
Coding region: 292-1248 (318 amino acids)
Biological process (GO): regulation of ARF protein signal transduction
Molecular function (GO): guanyl-nucleotide exchange factor activity; protein binding
Source: RefSeq, a predicted model, not a curated record
CUCGGCGGUCGCUCCGGGCCGCUUCGGCGUCUGCGGACUGCAGCGCUCGCGGGGCGCGCGGGUGCUUUGCCUUGUGCUUCUUUCUCAUCUCUGACCGCGACAGAGGAGACUCCGGAGCGGCUCCUCCAUGGCUUGGGCACCUGUUUCCAGCUGAAUCUUUCUUUUAUUUUUUGUAAUUUUUAUUUCUUUCAUUUUUCUUUUUUUUCUUUUUUUUUGGGUUGAAAGCUCCCCCACAUCGAAGGCCGAUUCGUCGCGGCGGCGGUGGGGAUCGCAGGUCGCUCAGGCUUGCAGAUGGGUCAGGGGCUAUGGCGAGUGGCCAGAAACCAGCAGUUUCCUCAGGAGACCUAUAGCGAGCAGGGCUACCUGAGCAGGGAGCAGAGCCGGAGGAUGGCAGCGAGCAAUCUGGCCAACGCUCAUCGGAAACAGGUGCCAGGAGGCAUUGACCUCUACCAUCUCCUGAAGGCCCGGAAAUCGAAGGAGCAGGAAGGCUUCAUUAACUUGGAAAUGCUGCCCCCUGAGCUUAGUUUCACCAUUCUGUCCUAUCUGAACGCCACCGACCUCUGCCUGGCCUCUUGCGUCUGGCAGGAUCUGGCCAACGACGAGCUUCUCUGGCAAGGGUUGUGUAAAUCCACUUGGGGUCACUGUUCUAUAUACAAUAAGAACCCACCUCUAGGAUUUUCCUUUAGGAAACUCUACAUGCAGCUGGAUGAAGGUACCCUCACCUUUAAUGCCGAUCCAGAUGAGGGAGUGAACUACUUUAUGUCCAAGGGUAUCCUGGAUGAUUCGCCAAAGGAAAUGGCAAAGUUUAUCUUCUGUACAAGAACACUAAAUUGGAAAAAACUGAGGAUCUAUCUUGAUGAGAGGAGAGAUGUCUUGGAUGACCUCAUAACACUGCAUAAUUUUAGAAAUCAGUUCCUACCCAAUGCACUGAGAGAAUUUUUUCGUCACAUCCAUGCCCCUGAAGAGCGUGGGGAAUAUCUUGAAACUCUUAUAACAAAGUUCUCACACCGAUUUUGUGCUUGUAAUCCUGAUUUAAUGAGAGAACUUGGCCUUAGUCCUGAUGCCGUCUAUGUUCUGUGCUACUCUCUGAUUCUACUUUCUAUAGACCUCACAAGCCCUCAUGUGAAGAAUAAAAUGUCUAAAAGAGAAUUUAUCCGAAAUACCCGCCGUGCUGCUCAGAACAUUAGUGAAGACUUCGUAGGACACCUGUACGACAACAUCUACCUGAUUGGCCAUGUGGCUGCAUAAAAAAACGUACAGUUGCUGGGACUUGGAACCUGGAACUUUAAGCUAAAGCUACCCAAGGACUCUUCAGCAGAUUUGUGGGUGAUAUUACGGUGGUCAUUCUAGCCUCUAUACAAUCAAGCUUGAGUGUACAACCUUUUUUUCUUUCACUGUUUUAUUUUUUUUAAUAAUUUCCUUGGGGAACUAAAAAAUAAUGCAGAAUUGUUCUUAAUUUUGCUCAUCAUGUUUUGCACAAAGCCGAGCCAUUGUCUGACAUUACUAUUUAAAAAUGUUAAAGCGAAUAGUACUCUAGGAGAUGGUAUAUUUGUGCAUUAGAUUUUGCCUGAAAACCUUUAUUCAUUUUCAUGCUUUUUUAAACUACCAUGUAAUGUGUACAUAUUUAACUAAAGAGAUUUAUAAUCAUAAUUAUUUUAUUGUAAAGAUUUUAACUAAAGUCUUUCCUUUUCUCUCAAA